AUGUCUCGAUACUUCUGCACAAAGGUGUCGGGAGUGCUCAACGGUAAAAUGACAAUACCUGAUCUCGUUCAACCUAUAAUAGGCAUGCCAUCCAUCCGAUGUAUUGUGAAGUCAUAUCUUCAAUGGCUACAAGAUAGUGAUUACAGUACAAAGUGUUCAUUGUGUGAUAAUGAAUUGGCAGAUGGCGAUGUGGUUAGAUUGUUAUGUUAUGAUGUGUUUCACUGGGAAUGCUUGGAUGCCUAUGCGAGGAACUUCCCUUCCAACACUGCACCAGCAGGCUACACAUGUCCGACCUGUAACGUCAGCAUAUUCCCAAGCCCCAACAUGAUAUCACCUGUCGCUGAGACACUCCGGAAAUAUCUAGCAACGGUCAACUGGGCAAGAGCAGGAUUAGGACUGUCGUUGAUUGAAGAGCCUAAGAAAGACAUCCCAGCCUACACACAAUCUACAUUACCAGCAGCAACUCAGUCCUUUGAUUCCAUACCAGCAACUUCCCCAACUGCAAUAGCUGUAGUCUCUCCCCAGCAGGCUGCCCCCGCCCCUGUCUCAAGAGGGAGCUAUGGUCAGACGACGAGACCGCAGCCGAGGCAACCAGCAGCCUUAGGGGUGGGGUCGACUGGGACAUCAGCAGUGGAGAGCGUUGGGCCACACACCAGGUCGGACAAGCAGUUCGCAAGUGGUGGUGGAGCUGAGCACAGAGUAUAUGAUACAAGGAAGGAGGAAAUGAUUGUAGACAUCGUUCAAGAUCAUGACAAAGACAAGUACAAGAGGAGGAGUGCUCUUCACUGGUUUGCAAGAUGGUUCAAAUCAAGAACAAGCAGUAGGAAACCAGUCGACUCCAACGCCCAGAUCAAGAGGAUCGCCGUGCUGCUCCUCAUCUGUCUUCUUGCCUUCUUCACCUUCGUCAUCAUCAUGACGUCGGUCGGCAGAGCAUCAGCGAAUUCGGACCCCCUACUCGACCCCAUGAACAACCCCAACAUCAGGAUCGGGAGAAGAAUAUAAGAAAUUUUUGCAUAGUGAGGAUGAUGAGAGAAAAGACUCUUUCCAAAGUCACAUUGAGGGGAUCAACCUGACUUCUUUAGUCAUUUUUUUCUGCUGAGCUGUGACCAAUGCAAACAUUAUGUUUAUAUUUAAAGCAUUUAUCAUAUUCUAGCUUUGAGCUUCGGUAUCAACUUGAUUUAGAGCUUAUGGGCCAGUGCAGUCGUGUAUAGAUACAAUAUUUGUAAUAAAUUAGAGGCCUGUGAAUUAAUGACAAAUCAUGGUUUAUUCAGCUGUUAUUGACUUACCAUGCUUAACCUUGGUGGAGGACAAAGUAAAAACUUAGAGAUGCAAGUACCUACGGUAAUAUGGCGGAUCAUCAUUUUUUAGAUCGUGUGGCAAGGAAUAAAGUGACAACUUGAAUUUGCCGCACCCAAAGCUAUCAGCCGUUACAAUCCAGAGUGGAAGUUAUGGUGACAGUCUGUGUGUGUGCAUGUGCAAGCAAAGAAGCAGACAUUUGUGUGAAGGUGAAGACAUACUAACUGAAUAGAAGGAAAGCACUUGGUGAUGAAUGUCGGCUUCAUGGCUUCACCUUUUACAGGGCAUUGAUGGCCGUCAUGGCAACGAGACUCCUACCCAGCUGAUAGAAGAUAAGAGAUUAUGGCUGACUCUGGUUUUUGAUGUAUAAAACAUCUCAUUUUCAGUGCAAAUCAUACUCUGUAAAUAUCCUUAUGCUUGUUAAGUUUCCAUGGUAUUGCCUGCAUGUUGUACUGUGCAUAUACCUAGAGGCCAGGAUGGGGAUCCAUAAAGCUUAUGCACAAAUUUUACGCAUGAGUGGUAGUUAGAUCAGAUGACCAUAUUAAAGGGGAUGAUUUGAAUGCUCUUAAAAGUAACUGUUAGCAUGUCAUCUGCCCUCACUUUUCAUUUCCUCUGAUAAAAGUUAUCUCCAAAACGAGACAACAAUUUAUUUUUUAAUUAUUUAUUUAGUUGUGAUGGAACACUUUAUCAGCAAAUGCUGUUUUUUGUAGGGGUCCAUUUACUCCACAUUGCGCUCAAGUACAAGUACAUCAAAGAAAUCCAUUUUUUUACCUGAAAUAUGACCUCAUAUGUUUUUUUUUAUCAUUAUCACCUGUAUCUGUUUGACCAACACCCUCCUCAGACAUAUCUGUGCUUGGAUCUUGAGUUUCUCCAGAAUUGAGGAUCUUUUCAAGAAAUUCUCAUCAGUGGAUUCUAUUCUCCUACUUGAAAAAUUUAUCUUAUAGUCACUUGUAACAGAAAUAUUGCCAAAUGUCUUCUCCUGACAAAUCUCUGUCCAUAUCGAGAGAUCUGGAGAGCAUUUAUGAAAAGAAAAUUCAGUUAUUUUCACUGACUAAUGUUUUAAGCUACCAAAAUUCUUGCAUCUGAUCGUCUCAGAACACAUUAGUCAGUGAAGAUCACAAAAUUCAAACUCCAGAUAUGCAAGUUGUUAGCCAGCCAGAGCAUGAUUUUUACAUUGUAUUUGAUUUCUAGUGAACUGUCAAUGAAUGGGAAUGAAACACAAUGUGUGAAGCACCACAAGUCAACCAUUAUUUCAAAUAUUAGAGUUUAUUACUUUAUAUGUCUUGUUUUAUUUAAUUUGUCAAUAAAUCAUAUACAUUUAUCAAAUAUAUUUAUUUUUAAUUUUGCAUUCAUGAAUUUAUUGAAGGGAGUGGCUGAAAAUUUACAUUUGUUUGUUUGUCGAUAAAAAUGAAUAUUUCAAGGUCUUACCAAGAUUUAUAUAACAUGAUUCAUUAUCCACACAAGGUAUAUUGAGUAGUAUGGUUUUGAUUACUUGUGGUUGAUAUAAUUUUUUUCCCAUGAAAAUGUAGUUUGGAAGAGGCGGAAGUUCUCCAAGAGAUGGCUUAAGGGGAAAUCCUAUAAAAAUGAUCAACAUUUUGUAUGUCCAACCCUUCUUCUCCAUUGUUAAUCCAUUACAUGAACUGCUCAAGCCAUGAUAAUUUGAAAGCAUAACUCUUUAUAUGAACUAGUAAAUGUCGGUAGAGACAAAUGUUUUCAGAAAGGUCCUGCAUUGGGUAUGGACAUAUUUAUUUUAUGGAAUUGCCCAAAAAUGAUCAUCCGAUUUAUCAAGUAUUUUUGUUCAUAUUGAUAAGAAAGAGUACAGCGUAGAUAUUUAUUUUUCUGUUCCGAGUUUCUGAUUGCAAAGGCUUUCUUGAUACAGACAUUUUAUAUUCUGGAUUGAUACCCCCCUACACUUUGCGAUACGUGCGCUCAGGUUUGCCCACACAUAAUGUGUCUGACACCUUUUCCAUUCCCUUGGGAGUAUUCAUGCUCGACUCCUUACAAACAUUGCUAAAAUUGCACAUAUUUCUUAUGCAAUCGAGUAUCCAUUUAACUUCUGGUUGAAAUGAGGCAAUCAGGGUGAAAUACUUGAAUUCCCAUAGGAUAUUACGUUCCUUGAAUAAAUGGACCAGUUUGAAAUCAUAUUAAAGGUCAAGUCCACUCCAGAAAAAUUUUGAUAUGAAUAAAUAGAGAAAAAUCAAACUAACAUACAGUUUGUAACGCUGAAAAUUUCAUCAAAAUUUGUUGUAAAAUAAGAAAGUUAUGAUAGUUUAAAGUUUUGCUUAUUUUUCACAAAACAGUGAUAUGCACAACUCAGUGACAUGCAAAUGAGGCAGUCAAUGAUGUCCCUCACUCACUUUUUCUUUGGUUUUUUAUUGUUUAAAUUAUACAAUAUUUCAUUUUUUACAGAUUUGACAAUAAGGACCAACUUGACUGAACCAUAUAGUAUUAAACAAUGUUAAUUCCACAUGUUCAUGGAGGAAUUAAUCGUUGUUUCACUCGACAAUGAAGAGGAAAUUAGAAUAUUUCAUAUUUCUUACAAUAAAAUACAGAAGAAAUAGUGAGUGGAUGACGUCAUCAGUCUCCUCAUUUGCAUACCGACCAGGGUGUGCAGUAACUGAUUUGCGAAUUUAAGCAAAACUUUCUUAUUUUACAUCUGAUUUUGAUGAAAUUUUCAGUGUUAUGCUUGUUUGAUUUUACUAUUUUUAUUCAAAUCAACUUUUUGUUGGGGUGGUGUAGAUCACUUAUCAUUCACAUUUCUUGCUAAUUUAAUCCUUGGAUGGUGAGAGCCAAUGCUGAUAAAAUAUUCUUAAUUGCCCAAAAUGACAAUACUCAGACCAAACUAUCAUGAUUUUUGCAUCUCUAAUCAAGUAGAUAGAUUACCCAAAUAGUGGAUAGUUUAAGGUCAUGGGACUUAAUAAAGAUUCCAAAUUCUAUAUUCUUAUUUAUUUGCAAUAUAUCCAAAUUAUCAUUGAAUAAAAAAACAUAGAAAUAUUGAAUGCAUUUCUAUUUUUACCAUGGGAUUAUGGAUUGGUGUUAAAAUCAAUUUGGUAGACAGCUUUAAAUAUAGUUCAAGGGUAGUAUAUAAAGAGUAAUAUAUGUCCUAGAAUUAAUUUAUAGAGUCUUUAAUGUGCAACUACUCCCUUCCCAUGUAAAGAACAAGAAUGGGAGAGAGAUUUGAAUUUAUUAUAUAAGAAUUUCCAUUCCAGAUUCUACCAUCAAAUUAUAUUCUACAUGUACUUUAGAUAAAUUGAAUGAAAGUGAUCGCACUAUGUAUAACACUGUUUCUAUACUUGCCAGUCACUGAUUGCAAAUGCAUGUAGUUUUGUCAAGAUAGCAUUUUGGUUAAUUCCAGUUUGUCUUAUGAAGUAGGAUACUGAAUUCCUGUAUAGCCGCAAUCAGUUAAUGACUUUCAAUGUAGUGAUAUAAUAUUUCUCCAAGUAUUCAUAUAAGUAUUUCAUUUUUAAGGACUUAUUUUGAUUUUUAUAAGGAUUUAUCCUUGGUUAUUCCAGGUAUUAAGAUAAUACACAUUCAUUUACAGUACUUCAGUAUUGUAGUCAUUUUAAACAUCUUUUGAAGCACUUGUGUUAAAAAAAGUUUAAUUAUUUGAAAAGGGACUAUUUUCUCACCUAUUAAGUCAUUUAAUUUCAAGAGAUUUUUGCUAAAAGAACAUCCUUAGAUUUUUUUUGUGUACAAGAAGACUUGAAAAACAAAUCCGGUGUAUUUUGUAUGUAUGCAAUAUAAGUAAUUCUUAAUAGCACCAACAAAACAUGAAUUCAUGUGGGACUGCAAAUCUGCUAUUCAUACAUAAGUAAUGUCCACUUCUAUCGCAUAAACUUCAUGAAAAUUUAUUUUGUCAAUUUAGUCCAGCAAAUUCAAUGCUUGGCAAUCUUGUUUUACAUUCCUAAAGAGGUCAAAAUGAGCUGUUUGUAUAAUUAUUCAAUUGUGUACAGAUAUCAGCAUGUUAUGUGUUUUUCUAUGUCCUUUAUUACAUCACACAAAUAUGUAAUAAAAAUGUCAUGAUUAGUUCAUUUAGAAUGGGUCUUAUGUUGGGAGCUACACACAUUGACAGAAUAUCAUGCUUUGCUCUCAUAAGACGUGGUAUAUUCUAAAUUUGGAAUUUUAAUGAAAUUGUUGUUGAAAUAUAUGAAAAGAAAAUGCGUUCUUUAACCAUUUCAAUAAAGAUGCUACAAAGUACAAUAUUA
This is a messenger RNA of Lytechinus pictus (painted urchin), 5501 nucleotides long. Its product is annotated as zinc finger protein-like 1 homolog. Lineage: Eukaryota; Metazoa; Echinodermata; Echinoidea; Temnopleuroida; Toxopneustidae. Bases 1 to 1002 code for a protein of 333 amino acids. The transcript is spliced from 6 exons. The record is from RefSeq and is a predicted model, not a curated record. Gene Ontology annotation, cellular component: Golgi apparatus.